AUGUUGAUCAAAGUAAAGACGCUCACGGGCAAGGAGAUCGAGCUGGACAUCGAGCAGACGGACAAGAUCCAGCGCAUCAAGGAGCGCGUCGAGGAGAAGGAGGGCAUCCCACCAGCCCAGCAGCGCCUCAUCUUUGGCGGCAAGCAGAUGCACGACGAAAAGACGGCCAAGGACUUCGGCGUCGAAGGCGGCAGUGUUUUGCAUCUGGUGCUCGCACUCCGUGGAGGUUCCCUCUAG
This is a messenger RNA of Kalmanozyma brasiliensis GHG001, 237 nucleotides long. RefSeq names its product Ubiquitin domain protein. Lineage: Eukaryota; Fungi; Basidiomycota; Ustilaginomycetes; Ustilaginales. Gene Ontology annotation, cellular component: nucleus; cytoplasm. Gene Ontology annotation, biological process: regulation of proteolysis; modification-dependent protein catabolic process; protein neddylation. Gene Ontology annotation, molecular function: ubiquitin protein ligase binding; protein tag activity. The transcript is spliced from 4 exons. The coding region runs from base 1 to 237 and encodes 78 amino acids. The record is from RefSeq and is a predicted model, not a curated record.